AAGAAAAAAUUUCACCUUUCCUGCCGUAGCCUACGCGGAGGAGCCUGACAUGAUUGUAUUCUCCACUGGCCUUUGCCUGAAUGGAGGGAGUUUGAACAGUGAACAUAUCAUCAGUAUCACAGUCAUAAUCUAAAGACAAGCGAUUUAGGAGGCGCUCGAGGAUUGAGUAAAUAAUAUUAUUAUGUCAGGGGCCGCAGCUACCGGCGGGGAGGAAAUGGUCUUCAAUGCCGAAGAUAGGAGGGUUCGAGUCCUGAAUCCUCGGAAACCUCCCGCCGGGGGUCACCCAGUUCACGCCUCCAUUUUCCAAGUACGUUCAGCGUGCAAAACUUGCAAGCAGGUAGCGCCUGCCACGUGCUUCAUGGUCGAACAGCUCAACAAAGGCGCUCAUCCCUGCUACUAUUUCACGACUGCCGCACACGUUAUUUGUUGCAGCGAUUGUGGAGAGUAUUGUUGGAUUCAGAUUGUGUACGAAUGGGAUCCCAAGUUUCCCGAACCCAGUAGCACGUUCCUGCCGGAUAAAACCUUUGUCGAGGAAAACAAUGACCGAGGAUGGCUGCGGGUGCCCGAAGACUACAUAAAGAACUGCGGAAAGGGCAAGGAAGACUGGGAUCGCUAUCUGUAUGAUUAUGGCGUUAUUGCUCUGCGCAAGGACAACUUGGAAAAGGGACUAAAGAAUGAGCUUGCAAUGCUGAGCGGUGAAAAUGCAAUGGUCCGCAAACCAAGGGCCCAAAAGGCGCGUAUGGAGUCUGUUGACCAGGCGUUCCUGUGUGGGUUUCCUGGAGAGGUCAAGAAGGAGGCGGUUCGAGGUCACAUGUACUGGAUGCCCGUUGACAAAGCCAAGAAAGCUGAACCGCUACUGGAUGCCAUCGGCUUUCAAAAGCGCAGAGGCCAGGAGAGAGAGACCUCUGCACUGUUCGCCAUGCCGCAACGUCAUACGAAUGACGGUGACGGCGACGGAAACAACAAAAGCAGCAGCAACCAGGAACUUGUUGUCCAGCGACUCUACCGUCACUACAUUGAUUCAAGCGGUGGACAGAGCGGCUCACCCGUAUACUCCUACGACGAUGAAGAAGACGAGUACAUCGUUUACGGCAUUCAUGCCGGAUACUGGCGCUUUGAGGAUGCCAAGUCCAAUUUGUACUGCAAUGUAGCAGUGCGGAUGCAGGAGGUCUACAAAGACAUGAGUGAGUGGAUCAAAGGGAAGGAGGAUGACAAGCACACGGCCAAGCCAGCUCAGAAACAUUCCACAGAAGGAUUCGUUGAGAAGAAACAACGUAGCUAUCUGUUUGGCACUGGAAUCGAAGGAAUGAAGAAUUCGAAGCCAGGAACUGAGGAUGUCGGUAAACCUGACGAAGAUCCGACAACAGCUCUCCCCGUUGCCAGCCCACUGGGCCCCAUAGGUUCGAAACGCCUUAAAGAUAUCGACAACCACACAACAUUUGCUCAGAGUCUUCAACCUUUCUUCGACAAGAAAGAAAAGAGAGACUUGGGUCGCAAAGCAGUCGAGGCUGUGGACCCAGACCUUAAGAACGACUCGUAUGUCGUGCUGGAACAAUUUCAUGACGACCACGAAGGACGAUUAGAUGGCGGCAAAGUGAAGGGCCAAGAUAACUUGAUGUGCAUCAUCUACUAUCUGAUCGUCAACAAGACAGAGAUGACUAUACCUGCUUUGUUUGAGAUGCUCACACCAUGUGCAAGUCAGAACACAGAAAAAAUAAAGAAAAAGCUGAUGGCGGCUUCGUACAACUGAGCAGUGUCGUGAAGUCACCAUGGCAACUACCCAGGUGCACUACGCGAAGGUCACCAGAUGUCUGCGGCAUAGUCGUCUUCUGCGGUUUGUUCUUGCAAAACUGCGCGCUGCAUUGCUCUGCAUUACUCUGCAUUACUCUGCAUUGCUCUGCAUUGCUCUGCAUUGCUCUGCAUUACUCUGCAUUACUCUGCAUACCUAGUAGAAUACAUGUGACUGUUAUCUCUUUGCCAUUCUAUGUUCGAAGUCGGAAGAAAAUGUUGAACGGUCUAUGCUGGGAUGACGGCUACACCAUAGCUCAGUGGUUAGAGCAUCGCUGGCCACAAGCGAGGGCCGAGGGUCCCUGGUUCUUGUCCUGGUGGUGACAUUCAAUUUUUCUACAGAUUUUUCUCUUUGCCCUUCCCUCAGCUAGUGAGUAUGACGAUGUUUUCUCUGAUUUUAAAUAAGUUGCCUUGGGCCAGGUCUGCCUGCUGGGAAGCAUGGUUUGCUGCCCGUGUGUUUAUCUGCUACGUGCAUUUCUUCCAUACUGAGGAGGAAGAAGUGUUUGCGCUCUUGUCUCCAAGGAAACUGUGCAUGCAUUUCUUUGCUUACAUAAUGUUAUUAUGCCUUCCGUGACACGUGCAUGCUGAAUACUCUCCUUUCGCCUGCACAUGCCUUCGCUAAGUAUCGGUGUUUGAUGUUGCGCUGUCGUACCUCGCCUCUCUAUGUCCUGCGUAUCAUAAUGCUACAUGUCUUGCUCUCGUCUUGUCUUUUCUCUCUCUCUCUUAUGACCUUCUCUAUUUUUCUUGGCGCGCUUUGUCUGUGCAGACGCCGAGACCACCAAGGUCGGCUGAGCAGCAGGGCCCCGCCACUACUUUCCGCAUUCAUUCGGGAGCAUAGUGGACUUAGAAAGAAAAAAAUCCUUUUCCUUCUAUCAUGGGCGUGUGUGACACGAGCGAAACAUGGAUGAGGCGAAAAGGAUUAUUAUGUCUUUGA
Sycon ciliatum is the source of this 2722-nucleotide messenger RNA. RefSeq lists its product as uncharacterized. NCBI's taxonomy places the organism in Eukaryota, Metazoa, Porifera, Calcarea, Leucosolenida, Sycettidae. The record is from RefSeq and is a predicted model, not a curated record. Bases 182 to 1750 code for a protein of 522 amino acids. The transcript has 7 exons.